This is a messenger RNA of Paramacrobiotus metropolitanus, 2123 nucleotides long. Its product is annotated as kelch-like protein 4. The transcript is spliced from 7 exons. The coding region runs from base 137 to 1942 and encodes 601 amino acids. Gene Ontology annotation, molecular function: protein binding. The record is from RefSeq and is a predicted model, not a curated record. Lineage: Eukaryota; Metazoa; Tardigrada; Eutardigrada; Parachela; Macrobiotidae.
GUUUAACUGUAACAAAUGCCCGUUUGCGAAAGAUUCUGCUGUGGCGAAAGAGACAAGUUUGCAUCUACCUUGACCUUUGUCAUAAUCUUGGCCAUCAGGAUGGCACUCGCGCUGCCAGAUAUCAGCGGACCAUCGGAUGGCAGCAGACGGGAAUGGUGAGGAGCACCAGAAAUGUGGAACGGACAGUUCGACGCGUGUAUCGGUGGCCAUCGUGGAUUUUCGUCGCGAACUGCAGAACCUGCGAACAUCGGAUAUAUUGUGCGAUGUGGUGCUGAAGGGUGCAGAAGACGGCUGUUUAGGGAUCCCUUGUCACCGCAACAUCCUCAGUCUCCACAGCUCAUAUUUUCGAUCCAUGUUUUUAUCGGGAAUGAAGGAAUCCACAGAGAAAGUCAUACAGAUGCGCAACAUCUCCACCAGUGAUCUGUCCGAAUUAGUCGACUACUGUUACAUGGCCGACCUUCUUAUCACUGAAAGCAACGUGCAGUCCUUGCUGAUCGCUGCUUCGUUUCUGGACAUUCCUGCCGUCGUGAAGGCCUGCUGGAAAUUUAUGGAAGAUCAUAUGCACAUCAAGAACUGUCUCAUGCUCUAUUGUUUCGCCAGUGCCGAGGCGCCCAAGAAUCCUGCGAUGGCCGACGCAGCCAAGGCUUUUGUUGUCAAACACUUUGUCGGCAUUUCAGGGGAACCAGAAUUCUUAGAACUGCCAAAAAAUACGAUUAUCGACCUGAUUCGCUCCGAUGAUUUGUAUGUGACGCGCGAAGAUGAUGUAUUGCUCGCUGUACUUCGGUGGCUGCAUCACGAUUUAGGGCAGCGACGAAAGGAGUUUUGGGAGAUUUUGCGGUACAUUCGGUCGUCGUAUCUCGGCCCCCAGGGCAGCGACGAUUACUUGCUGGCCUGCAUUAACGCUUUCAUUGAUUAUUCUGGCGCGGAAAGACGUGUGCAUCCGUCAGAAUACAUCAACGCUUUGCCGGGAUGUAUCAACGAGACAUUCUCCCGGCACGCCGCAAGAAAAUAUUAUGGCGUCGAGAACAUUAUCAUUUGUGCCGGCGGUCAUCGUGAUGGGACCUGGACAUCCCUGCUGGACAGCGUGGAAUGCUUCAACCCACGAACGUCAAGAUGGAAACAACUGGCACCAUUACCGUUCAGCGUCGCCAAAGGAAGCUUGGUGAUCAUUAAGAACGACGUGUUCCUGUGCGGCGGAAUUAUCGGUCAGAACGACACGGAUGUGACGCCGCGGACGAUUCGCUGUAGUCUUAACAAUGCCCUUGCUAGCUGGAGUGAUGUGGCACCGAUGCAGACCGGUCGAGGCGAUGUCGGAUGUGCCUCGGUUGGUGAUCGUAUUUAUGCCAUUGGUGGUCAUGGCAGGGAUAGCCACACGCUAGCCACCGUGGAACGCUACGACGUGGUCGCCAACCGGUGGACGUACGUGGCAUCUUUACCGACGCCCUUGGAAAAGUGCGCAGUCGUUAGUUUUGACGGGCGGCUGUACACCUUUGGAGGUUGUAAGUCGAACACCAGUAGCGCAAUUGAUUCUGCAUUCUGUUACGACCCGAAAGCCAAUAUCUGGAGUGAACUGCCCAAGAUACCGACGGCACGGUAUCGCGCUUCGGUUUGCGUUGGAUCCGACCAAUGGAUUUACGUUAUUGGUGGACGCGGCUCCUGGGGCGGUUUAAGCUGUGUAGAGGCUUUUAAUCCGAGGACUAACCAGUGGAUCAAGAAACGUGACAUGAGUCGUAAACUGAGUUCCGUCGGAACUUGUUGCAUCGGCGACAAACUGUAUGCUCUGGGUGGCUUCAACGCAUCUGGUGAAACGUCCGUCGAAGUGUACGACGUAUUUUUGGACACAUGGACGACCAUUGAAAGUCGGUUGCCGAAUGGAAAAUGGGCUUUUGGCUGUGGUGUAAUCGAAAUCGCCAAAGAUCGCAUACAAGAGUUUUAUGUGUAAGAUGACCAACUGUUGAGCCAGACCAAUGUUUUGCCGCUCCCGAAAGCGUAUGGUUUUUCUUAUAUAGUUAUUUUUUAAAGUUUUUCUGUACGGAGAGGUGGAAAUGCGACUUUUAAACGUUCGUGCCUCAAUUUAUUAUGCUCACCUUUUGGUGGCUAGAAUUAUUGCUGUACUGCUUGCC